AUGUGUCAAAAAUGUCAAAUUCUAACAAUUCCCUCGUUUUGAUUAUUUCGUGCCAUUGUCAAAUUUAGCAAAACACACGUUAAACGUAUUAAUUUAUAAUAAAUUUUCUGUGAUUAAACAAAUUCUACUUUCAAGAAGUUUGUAGUUUCUAUAUCCAUGAGUUUCCAAGCACCCGCAACAACCACAGCCGCGAGCACUGGUUUCUCGUUUGGGCUGGGAACAGCAGCCGGAGCAGCGAAACCGGCAUCUUUUUCAUUUGGCGCCACUGGUGGCGGAGACGCAGGCGCUGUAAAACCUUUGGCAUUUGGCGCACCAGCACCCGCUGCAACAUCUAUGGCUGCUCCCGCUGCUGUUGGAUUUGGUGGCAGCUUUCUUGGCGCAGCUACGACAACCUCUGGCACAGCCGGCGCUUUACCUGCAGCUUCAACUACAACCACUGGCUUCUCUGGCUUUGGUGCACCAGCAGUUAGCUCAGCAGCCGUUGCUCCCGCUGCUGCUGCACCAGCAACUACUGCGUCGUUGGGUUUUGGUUUCGGUGCUGCCCAACCUACAGGCGCAACCACUGCUGCAACAGGUUUCAACUUUGGCGCUACGCCAGCUGCAGGUACAACCACAGCGAUCGGCACUACAACACCAUCCGUAGCCGCAGCACCGGCAUUCUCAUUGACAACUGCUAAGACAACGGCGGCUGCUUUGCCAACUCUGGGAACAUUAGGUACUUCAACUGCGCCGGCCACAGGUGGUUUUGCAAACCUCAGUACUGCAACAAAAACGACAGAAUCAGCAGCUGUAGCAAAUGCUUCACACCUUACAUAUAAUCAGUUGGAGGAACACAUCAAUAAAUGGACCUUAGAGUUGGAGGAGCAAGAAAAAGUGUUCGCCGAUCAGGCGACACAGAUCAAUGCGUGGGAUAAAAUUCUGAUUAGUAAUAAUCAUAAAAUACUCGAGUUGAAUGAUGCUGUACAAAAGGUGAAAUCAGAUCAGCAAACGUUGGAACAGGAGUUGGAAUUCAUAGCCACGCAACACAAAGAACUUGAAGAAAGUAUUGUACCACUGCAGAAGGAAUUCCUGAAGUUGCCACAAGUUGAUGUGGAGCGAAGUCAAACAUAUCUCUUGGUUGAAAAUUUGGACACCCAAUUGAAACAGAUGUCAGAAGAUCUGAAAGAAAUCAUCGAUAAUCUAAACGAGGCCAAUAAAGGCCAGGAUAGCACAGAUCCAAUUAUACAGAUUGGCAAAAUAUUAAACGCGCAUAUGAGCUCGUUACAAUGGAUCGAGUCAUCUACAACUAAUAUUUCAAACAAGCUCGAUGAUAUUACGAAGAUGCACGAAUCGUUUAAACGCGAAUCGGAACGCUCCUUCCGUUCCGCUUACUACAAUUGAUUAAUGUUAUUAAAUGAUAUUCCAAGUUUUUUCUCAAUACAAAUACAUUUUUCUAUAAAAUACGUUAUUUUAUUUAAUUUCUGUAAAAAUUACAAAUAAAUCAAACAAUGAACUUA
Messenger RNA from Zeugodacus cucurbitae (melon fly), 1496 nucleotides. It is a transcript of the gene Nup62, whose product is annotated as nuclear pore glycoprotein p62. Gene Ontology annotation, molecular function: phospholipid binding; structural constituent of nuclear pore. The transcript has a single exon. Gene Ontology annotation, biological process: RNA export from nucleus; protein import into nucleus. NCBI's taxonomy places the organism in Eukaryota, Metazoa, Arthropoda, Insecta, Diptera, Tephritidae. Bases 157 to 1380 code for a protein of 407 amino acids. Gene Ontology annotation, cellular component: nuclear pore; nuclear pore central transport channel. The record is from RefSeq and is a predicted model, not a curated record.